Molecule: messenger RNA, 2405 nt
Organism: Ctenopharyngodon idella (grass carp)
Lineage: Eukaryota; Metazoa; Chordata; Actinopteri; Cypriniformes; Xenocyprididae
Product: protein rolling stone
Exons: 2
Coding region: 20-811 (263 amino acids)
Cellular component (GO): membrane
Source: RefSeq, a predicted model, not a curated record
GCUUCUGUACAGAUGUUUUAUGCUGGUCUACACCGUCAGCUGGUUGAUCUACACGGCUCUUCUCUUCAACACACCUAAAUUCCUCAUUUUUCUUAGCCAUAUCUCGUACUGUCUCAUGGUGAUCUACUAUCUGGUUUCUCUCAGUAAUCUGGCCUGGGCUUUCUUGGAGGUCAGAUGCUCUUCGCACAGAAAGAAAAGAGGGGCCAGUACUGAGUGUGACACCCUCCUCUCUCCUCCCGUCGCUCUCACCGCUGCUCUCUGUCUGCAGUGGUUCCUACAUUCUGUGGUGGGCUGUUGUUCAUUAACCGUCUCCUUUCUCUACUGGACCAUAAUCCACCCCUCUGACCAGCACUCCCUCACAGCCUUCAACAUCAACAUCCAUGUCAUCAACAGCAUCCAGACGGCCGUGGAUCUGCUGCUGUCCUCCACACCCGUUCAUCUCGCCCACUUCUUCUACGCUGUGCUGGCAGGAGUCCUUUAUGUCAUAUUUGCUGUUGUUUAUUGGCUAUUGGGCUGCACCAAUCUGUUUGGUCAACCCUACAUCUACAGCAUUCUUGAUUUCAGUGGGCGCCCCCUAGUGGCAACACUUUGCAUUCUGGGAGUUUGUCUGCUUUGUUUACCAUCCUGCCACUUUGUGCUGUGGAACAUGCAGUUACUGAGGGAGUGGAUGGUGAGCAGGGAGAAAGCGAGGAGAAUGGCUCUGAACAGAGAGGUUUGGUGGUGGGUGAAGGUGUCUGGAGGAGCAACCUUUGACCUCGUACCUUCACUGGAUCCAGCAGCCUCUGUGUUUGAGACUAGAGGACAGUCGUGAUGGAGGAACAGCAGUUACAAUCAAUCACUCUUGUUUGAGGUGUUUCGGGUCUGUCCGAAUGUACAUUUUCCUAUUUUAGCAAGCAUAUCUUGAUUUUAAAGGGGACAUAUCAUGAAAAUCUGACUUUUUUCCAUGUUUAAGCGCUAUAAUCGGGUCCCUGGUGCAUCUACCAAUCCAGAAAACAUGAAAAAGGACAACCCAGUAACUUUGUUUUGGUAAGCCUUUCUCUGCAAGCAUGUGAAAAAACGAGCCGUUCAGAUUUCGCUCCCCUUGUGACGUAGGAAGGGGACCUUAUUAUAAUAUUACCGCCCCUUAAUCUGUAUGUUUCCACCCACGGUGCCGCCAUUUUGUUUUCGAAGCGACAACGGUGUACCAAUAACACUGGUCCUGCACGGUUUAGCUACAACCCUGAUCAAACACACUUGAAUGUCUUCAGGAUUACUAAAGCUACGUGAAGAAAGGAGCAAAACUCUUCAGGACUGCAGCACUCAAGAACGACAUCCCUUAGUUUGUGAUAUGUCUCAGCUAUGUAAACAUUAUCACUGAUCUGUUAACAACUAUAAACUGUUAAACCGGCUCCAUAAACUCCCGGCAUCUGAGCCACUAAGAACGCAGUGGUGUAAUUUUAUUUAUGAAGGGAAUGUGUCCAGAUAAAUUCAUAUGCAAGUAUAUGCAAGUCAUUUCACACCAGACUACUUUGCAAAAGGUCAGUAAAACACAAAGUUGAUUCUCAAAGAUGGAUCAGUACCAGCUGUUCAUGAUCCAAUUUCAGAUAUAUUUCGUGAUGUUUGCAAAUUCUUUCUUAAUGUGUUCGUUAGCAAGUUGCAAAUGUACUGUUAAAUGUGGUCAAAGUUACUAUUAUUUCUUACUGUAUUCACGGAGACCAGAGGCAUGUCGUUGUUUUCGUUUUUAACUCAAACGCUUGCAGUCUGUAGACUUAUAUUACAUCUUAAUAGGUCACCUUUAAGAUUUUUCUGUAAUAUCUUAUUUUCUGUAAUAUAAAACUCUCAAAACUCACUUAAAAGUUUAGUUUAGUUGUGGCUUAAUGGUUAGAGUCAGACUGGUAACCAGAAGGUUGUGGGUUCGAUUCUCAAUACCAGCAGUAAAUGACUGAGGUGCCCCCAAUCGCUCCCCAGGCAUCACAGCAAAAAUUGCUGCCCACUGCUCCGUGUAUGUUUGUGUCUGUUCACUACUCCUAAUGUGUGCAUUAACUUGAUGGGUUAAAUGCAAAGGACAAAUUCCGACUACUUGGCCUUCACAUGUCACUUUCACUUUUUACUUCUUUUACUUUUUAGUGGACUUGACUCUGAUCUAAAUUUGGUUGGUUACUUAUUGAGAUCUGAAAAGAGAUGCAAUGACCAUGUCAAGCACUAGAGGUCAGCAGUGUCCUCUUAGAAAUAUAAUUCAAGUACACAUUGAAAAUCUCACAUUCAAAAUGUAAUUUUGGUUUUGAAUGAUUUUAACAAAGAAAUGUGAUGCAACAUCAAUAACAAUGUUCAAGAUGAAUCAAUUUAUUCUUGGGUGAAUCUUAUGAAGAACACGUGCAAGUACUAAUUCAGCCCUUUUUUGUACUAUUAAAGUACAUACAUUCUCA